CAAAACACAUAUAACACUGUUUUAGAGAGGAGAGAGAAAGAUGGUGGCCCAGCAGCUAAAUCUAUGGCUCACCCACCGACUUUGAAAAUAUGGGUAAGAUAAAGGAGAAAGGAUGUGGAAGAGUAAGCUUGUGAGAGAGAGAAAGAAAGGGGUGGUUAGAAAAAGAGAUGAAAUAUUCUCUUUAGCUCUCAAAGUUUUUGGUCUUUUCUUUUGAAAUCAAACAAAGGUCUCGCACCAGAUCUCUGUAACAAGAGUCCGAAGUCUCUUAGAUCAUAGUUUUUUUGGUCUUUUAGGAUCCAUAUGUGUCCGUGUUUUUCUUGUUCUUUUGGCAAAAUCUGAUAGUUCUGAGAUUUGAAUACUACCGAGAGUUAUCUGUUUGUGUUUGGAGAAACUUUUGGUUGUUUUUGUUUUCUACUGUUUUUGCUUUCAAACAGCUACUUGUUUCCUUACUAUCAAAAUCAAUAACAACAAAGUUUGAGUUCAGAUGCAGAUGAUGUCUGGUGAUUUGUUUUCGGUUUCGCCAUCAAUCAAAGGGUUUGUUCCAGAAUCAGAUGCGAACCCUAACCCUAAACCUGACACAAACCCAUCUGCAAAGAAGAAGAGAAAUCUACCAGGAACACCAGGUUCUUCAUUUUUCAACCUAAUAAUUCAUUAAGGAACUGUACUGUUUGGUUUUCUUCUUUCCUAAUUGUUCGUCUUCAAUGAUUCUUUUCUGUUUUUGUCUGUUUUCACAGAUCCAGAUGCUGAAGUUAUUGCACUUUCACCGAAGACACUUAUGGCGACAAACAGAUUCAUCUGCGAAAUCUGCAACAAGGGAUUCCAAAGAGACCAAAACUUACAGCUGCACCGAAGAGGUCACAACCUUCCAUGGAAGCUCAAGCAAAGGACUAACAAAGAUCAGGUCAGAAAGAAGGUGUACAUAUGCCCAGAAAAGACUUGUGUACACCACGACCCAUCUCGAGCCCUCGGUGACCUCACCGGAGUUAAAAAGCAUUUCAGCCGAAAACAUGGUGAGAAGAAGUGGAAGUGUGAGAAGUGUUCGAAGAAAUACGCUGUUCAAUCUGACUGGAAAGCUCAUUCUAAGACCUGUGGAACUAGAGAGUACAAAUGUGACUGUGGCACACUCUUUUCCAGGAAAGACAGUUUCAUCACACACAGAGCUUUCUGUGAUGCCUUAGCUGAAGAGAGUGCCAGAUUCACAUCUGUUGCUGCUGACAAUUUCAACUUCAGGAAUGGGCCUUUAAGUGAAACUCUGAUUAAUCAGCCAAAUUUGCCUCAUGGGUUCGCCGGAGCUGCCGGAAUUUCCCAACUUGCUGCAGCAUUUCGGCCGGAGUCUGGUGGCAUGGCCACCGGAAAUGUUCUAAUCGGAGAUCAGCAGAAGCCCAGAUUGUCUCUAUGGUUGGAUCAAGCAAAUUCUCAGCUUAAUCUUGUUGAUAUGGCCACAAAUUCAAAUCUUUACAUGCCCACAAGUUCUACUGGCUUAAAUGAUAUGGUGCAAAUGCCAUCUGCGAACCUCUUUGGCUCACCUUCAAUGGCUAAUUAUGGUAACUGCAACCAGUCGCAGUGGUUUGACAAGAAUCCGGCGACUUCUACUGAUGCAAGUCUCUCAUUAUCGCCUUUACCACAAGGAUUAAAGGAUGAGAAAACCCUAAGUAAUUCUUUCUACUCUGAUAAUCAAAAUCACCAGUCAAAAUCAUCAUCGCCAAUGUCGGCCACUGCGCUUCUGCAGAAGGCGGCACAGAUGGGUUCUACCAGAAGCAACCCAUCAUUCUUUGGCAAUAGUUUUGGGGUUAUGAACUCUUCUUCUUCUUCUUCCAACACACCUGCUUUUAAUCCCCUCUCUCAAAACAGAAAUGGAUUGCCAAUGAGUGCAUCGACGAGUGCAACUCAGAACAGUCUUGAUCAAGUUAUAAUGCAAACUGGUGUCUCACAAAACGAAUCAGUUCCAUUGAAGUUGCAUCAAGGUGGUCUAACAAGAGAUUUUCUUGGCAUGGGAGGUGAAGGUGGUCGUCAGUUCUUGCCUCAGGAGCUAGCAAAGUUUGCUUCAAUGGGUUCAGCCAUGGGUUUGAGCCAUUUUAAGAGCAACCAGUGAAUUUGUGGCCUCUCUUCACACACACUUCACAGCCUUUGUAUAAUAUUACACUAUCCAAACUUGCCAAGUCCUUAGUUAAGUACAAAUUGUGUCUGUUCCAUUAGAUUAAGAAGGUGGAUAUUAUUGGCCUCAGAGGGAGGGAGAGAGAGAGGAGGGUACAGUGGAGCUGUUGAGGUCCCAUGGGAUGUCGGAAGUGGACUAAACAAGGAGUCCUCUGAGACGUUUCAUUUUGUUCAUUUGUUAUUGUUCUUCUUCUGCUGUUCUUUAUCUGUGUGUCAGUUUCUCUCAUCUUAAUUUUUUUUCUUUUGAGUUGUAAAUUAUCUUCAAUGCAAGCCUCUUCUAUUUUGAGAUUCAUAAAAACUGCAAGAAUAGUUUCAUUGAUGGCCGGUCAAAGUAACCCGGCGUCAACGUUAGUGGGACUAGUACUAGAAUUCUUAGAUUUAUCCAUGUCAAUUGUUUUAGAUAAAAGCUGGUCGCUGCUGGUUUGGUUUGUC
Messenger RNA from Ilex paraguariensis (yerba mate), 2586 nucleotides. Lineage: Eukaryota; Viridiplantae; Streptophyta; Magnoliopsida; Aquifoliales; Aquifoliaceae. The record is from the annotation of a GenBank genome assembly.